Carlito syrichta (Philippine tarsier) is the source of this 1297-nucleotide messenger RNA. Its product is annotated as sodium/hydrogen exchanger 11-like. Gene Ontology annotation, biological process: proton transmembrane transport. The annotation marks the transcript as partial. The transcript has 10 exons. The record is from RefSeq and is a predicted model, not a curated record. Gene Ontology annotation, molecular function: sodium:proton antiporter activity. Lineage: Eukaryota; Metazoa; Chordata; Mammalia; Primates; Tarsiidae. Gene Ontology annotation, cellular component: membrane.
AUGAAUUCUUCCCUCUGGAUACAAAAAGACAGGAACAGACCUGAUUUACUCUGUGGGAGGCCAGCUGACUACCUUAUUCAGGAAGACCAUUUCCCAAUACUUGUAUGUUUCAUUGUUACUUUGGGAGGGCUUUUGAGGAUUUGUUUAAAGAAUUCGGAAGGCAUUGCUUUGACAAUUCUUUCUCUAUCAGGAUUUGUGAUAGGACAACUGGCCUACAAUUUUGUUGAGGUGCACCAAAUUGUCUCUCCUCUUCUAAGAACACCAAGUUUUUCACUUUAUUCUUAUUUUUCACCUUUAAUUAUAUUUAUGGCUGCUUUGGAUGUGGACUUUCAUGUACUUAAGAAUGCGUUUUGGAAGGUCUUGUUGACUGGAUUAAUUAGCUUUUUUACAUCACUCAUCAUAAUUGAAUGUGUAGUUCUAAAAGUCAAUAAAGAUUCGUGGGAUUUGCAAUCUUGCCUGCUCUUUAGCUUCACCCUCAGCUUUACAGAUCCUCUUCAUUCUGUGAAUUUACUGAAAACUAUUGGUAUUUCUAAAAUGUUUGCUGAUAUCAUUAGAGGAGAAUCAUUGAUCACUUGUGGCAUCAUAUCCAUUAUUUUUGGAAUUUUUCGGAGCAAUGCAGUCUCCAUUUCUUUGUUUAUGGAGCCACAUAUAGUAACUGGACUCGGCCUGAAUGUUUGUGGAAGCAUAAUAUGUGGAUAUUGCUGUGCAAGAAUCAUGCAGACUAUAUGGACUGACCUUUUUAACACAAUGCUGACUAAUAUCAUUCUCUGCUUUUCAAUGGUGUACAUGACUUUCUACAUGGCGGAACUUUUAGGAAUGUCAGGCAUUGUUGCUUUGGCCACUGCAGGACUGAAUUUAGAUUCCUUAUCCUUUAAACCAAGGACUGAGUUCAUAAUUACUAAGUACUUACUAAUGUUUGCAACUGUAUACCAGCAUUUAAUAUAUACUUUCUUUGGCAUCGUGAUUGGAUGUGGAGAAAUCAAGCAUUAUAGAUUUAACACCAUAGUUUUCAUUUUCAUUUUAUUUGUAGUAGUGAAUAUGACACGGAUGCUUGCUAUUUUGUUAGUGAGCCCUAUCUUGAAGCGUUCGAGUUAUGAAUAUAAUUGGCGAUGGGGAAUCAUUCUCGCGUGGUCUGGAAUCAAAGGAGUUUUCAGUUUACUCUUGGCUCCUGAUGUUUAUAAUCUGUCUGAACACAAAGUAGAUGCACCGCAAAUGUUCAUAGUCUACGUUCAAGUAAUAUCGUUAUUGACAAUGGGAAUAAAUUCAUACAUGAUGACUCAAUCAGCCAGGACAUUAG